AUUGUUAGAUACUCUAUGCUGAAUAAUGCCGGGUAAUCUUCCAGAAAUAUUGCACAAUUCUCAUCUAACCUAUAAAAAAAAAUAAAGUGUUAAUAUCUAUAAUACAUAAAUUUGUAUAUUUUAUAAGAAUACAAUAAUGUAUAAACGCGCAGCAACGGGCAGUGCCAUGAUAUUGGCAAGAAAUUUAAGAUUUAUUAAGGAUCAUCCAUUUAUAAAUGUAGGAAAUAAAAUGUUUGGUUCAGCGACUCAGAAUUCUCGUCACAGACCGCUUACCCCGCUAAAUACUGUCAUAAUGUUUGUUCCCCAACAGCAGGCAUGGAUUGUAGAAAGAAUGGGCAAAUUUUAUAAAAUUUUGGAACCAGGUUUAAAUAUUCUACUUCCUGUCAUUGAUAGAGUAAAAUAUGUUCAAAUACUAAAAGAAUUAGCAAUAGAUGUACCACAGCAAAGCGCAGUUACAUCAGACAACGUGACUUUAAAUAUUGAUGCAGUAUUGUACUUAAGAGUGACCGAUCCUUAUCUAGCAUCUUAUGGUGUUGAGGAUGCUGAAUUUGCUGUUAUUCAAGUAGCCCAAACCACUAUGAGAUCUGAACUAGGAAAGAUAUCUUUGGAUAAAGUAUUUAGAGAAAGAGAAGGAUUAAAUGUUUCCAUUGUUGAAAGUAUCAACAAAGCUAGCAGUGCAUGGGGAAUAACAUGUUUACGAUAUGAGAUACGUGAUAUAAAAUUACCAACAAGGGUACAUGAAGCAAUGCAAAUGCAGGUAGAGGCUGAAAGAAAAAAACGUGCUGCUAUAUUAGAAUCUGAAGGUGUAAGAGAAGCUGCGAUAAAUGUAGCUGAAGGCAAACGGCUUGCACGAAUUUUAGCUUCAGAAGCGGCAAGGCAGGAGCAAAUAAAUCAAGCUGCUGGAGAAGCCGCUGCAGUAGUGGCAGUAGCAGAGGCACGAGCAAAGGGAUUACAAGUAGUUGCAGGUGCUCUCAGUAUAACGGACGCGAAAAACGCGGCAGCGCUUAGCGUUGCAGAACAAUACGUCAACGCGUUCAACAAAUUAGCAAAAGUUAACAACACAAUGAUAUUACCAAGCAAUGUAGGAGAUGUUUCGUCUUUGGUGGCACAGGCUAUGGCAAUCUAUAAACAAGUGAUGCCUGAACACAAUACCAACAAUGAGCAAAUAAAGCAAGUAAUAGGUGAGCAAUCAAAUGCUCCAGUUCAAAUGGCAGAAUCUGAUGAAACGUUUGAGUAUUACAGUGAUAAGGAAGAAGCUGAAAAACACAGGAAGACAAAAAAACAAAAACCCCGAUUAUAAAUAUUUAUAUGUCAUAGAAAUAUAUAUAUUUUCAUAUUUCUCGCAUGUCGUUUAGUUAAGUUUCAAGAUGUAAAUAUCAUGAUAUACUAUUAUAAACCAUUUGCAUUAAG
Messenger RNA from Linepithema humile (Argentine ant), 1410 nucleotides. It is a transcript of the gene Stoml2, whose product is annotated as stomatin like 2. The record is from RefSeq and is a predicted model, not a curated record. Gene Ontology annotation, cellular component: membrane; mitochondrion. Lineage: Eukaryota; Metazoa; Arthropoda; Insecta; Hymenoptera; Formicidae. Gene Ontology annotation, biological process: mitochondrion organization.